AUGAGUGCCUACCAGGCUCUUUACGCAUCGGAUGACGAGAAACUGGACGUCGGUGCAAGUCUGAUCAACCUCGCUCAAGGCUUGGUCCGGUUUGACUUUGACACGGAAUUCGUCUCGGUCCUCCUGAACAGCAAACAUGAUGGUGUUACUGUACUCGCCCGCAACUUUCGAUCCGAAAGGGCCAAGACCUAUCAUGCACAGUAUCUUGUGGGCGCUGAUGGUUCUUAUUCCGCCGUACGAAAAGCCCAGGCCCUAAAACACACGUACUAUUUUCUGUCGGACCACUAUUGGGGCAUCACCGCGCCGCUAGAUAAGCCGAUUGUCGAGCAACGCACGCUUUGA
Exophiala oligosperma is the source of this 342-nucleotide messenger RNA. RefSeq lists its product as uncharacterized. NCBI's taxonomy places the organism in Eukaryota, Fungi, Ascomycota, Eurotiomycetes, Chaetothyriales, Herpotrichiellaceae. Gene Ontology annotation, molecular function: FAD binding. The record is from RefSeq and is a predicted model, not a curated record. The transcript is spliced from 2 exons. Bases 1 to 342 code for a protein of 113 amino acids.